Messenger RNA from Solea solea (common sole), 1434 nucleotides. RefSeq names its product transmembrane protein 237b (gene tmem237b). Gene Ontology annotation, biological process: cilium assembly. Bases 149 to 1384 code for a protein of 411 amino acids. The transcript is spliced from 14 exons. Gene Ontology annotation, cellular component: ciliary transition zone. NCBI's taxonomy places the organism in Eukaryota, Metazoa, Chordata, Actinopteri, Pleuronectiformes, Soleidae. The record is from RefSeq and is a predicted model, not a curated record.
GGUAGUUGUUUCCGUUUGCAGCGCGAACGACAAAAAGUAAUUAUUUGUUCGAUGUUACCCGGUUGUACCUUCUUAUGUAAUACAUUCAAACGCAUCAUUAUUUAACUGUGUGGAUAUUUUAAGACGCACGAUUAAGGAAAUUCAGGUUAUGGAUACACGAGGCUCUAAGGAAAUGCGACCCAGGGAGCUCCCGCCUCUUCCACCGCGAGGUCACCGAACACUUCCCUCAAUGCCCAGUCAAGACACAGCUGCAGAAGAGGCAGCACCAAGACACAGGAAGAAGAGAGUGAGAAAACAGAACAGUGGAGUCGAUGAUGUGGACGAUCAGCAGAUGAAGAUGGGAGGUCUGGGCAGCAGGAGAGAAUCUGAGGUUGUAGAGCAACUUUCCCCUGAACCCACUCCUGAAGCCCCUCCACAGAGGAGGAAGAAGAAAAAGAAAACACACACCAUUGAUCCUGAAGAUGACCAGGCCGAUCUGGUGAGUGGAGAUGCAGCGGAUCAGACCACAGACGGUGAGGAGGUGGUAAAAAAACCCAAAAGGAAAAGGAAGCCAAAAGUCGCUGAGGCACAGCAUCCUGAGGUAGAAUUAGAAGACAUAGAGGAGGAUGAUAUUAUCACUGACACCCCUCCUCCACUCUCUCAGCACUCGCUCUUCUCAGCCCCGCAGGGUCAAAGCCAGCCGGUUGGGAAAGUCUUUGUAGAGAGAAACAAGCGUUUCCAGGCUGUGGAGCGUUCAGACUGGAGGAAGACCAGCGACCAGAUGGAUCACAUGACGGACUUCCACCACGUGCAGCCUCUGUGGAACACCAGAGAUGUUUCUGUCAGAGUGCACAGAGGCUUCAGAGAGUUUGGGCUCAUCUGUCAAGGCUUCCUGGCAGGUUUUGCCUUGUGGAACACCGUGGUGCUAUACUUGUGGGCUGGGCAGCACCUCACUGCUCUAUCUAACCUGCUAGAGCAGUACCACAGCCUGUCUUACCCCUACCAGUCGCUGCUCUACAUGCUGCUCGCCAUCAGCACUGUGGCUGCCUUUGACAGAGUGAAUCUGGCCAAAGGCAUCACAGCUCUGCGAAAGUUCAUCACGCUGGACCCUCUUGCUCUCGCUGUGUUUUUGUAUUUCUCAGCGCUGGUACUCUGUUUGAGCCAGCAGAUGACGGCUGAUCGGAUCAACCUCUACCCAUCCUUCAACACAACACUAUGGCCUCCGGGGUCAGAGCACCAAAUCCUCCACCCAUGGAUGACAGUCAACCUGGUGGUGGCGCUGCUUGUUGGCCUGGCCUGGAUCUUGAUCGCCACACGACCUGAGACUGACUACACUGAGGAUAAUCUGAUGACCAUGGAGAUUGAGCUGCCCAAACCAGAAGAAAAAUCAGAAAUGACUGCCUGAGGAACUUCCGCUCUGUUGUCAUUUUGCACAUGUAAAAUAUUUGCACUAUA